AACACCUGAGAUGAUCCAGAUGGGAUGGAGGCUGCCGGUGGGAGAGAGGAUUUGGGAUGAGCCCUUGGCCUGAGCCGUGGCUCUGCCUUGUCUUGCAGCUUCCUCUGCCGAUCCUAAAGAUGUCCUGCUCCAGCCUGUGUGUCCCCAGCUGCGGGGUGGCCACCCCGGCCCCUCUGGCCGACACCUGCAACGAGCCCUGCGUGCGGCAGUGCCCCGACUCCACGGUGGUGAUCCAGCCCCCGGCCUCGGUGGUCACCUUCCCCGGGCCCAUCCUCAGCUCCUUCCCGCAGCAGAGCGCCGUGGGCUCGGCAGGAGCUCCCUACGUCGGAGCCGGCUCCGGUGGCUCCUUUGGAGGCCGUGGUGGCUACGGGGGCUACGGAGGAUUUGGUGGCUACGGUGGAUAUGGAGGAUGGGGUUAUGGAAGCCGUGGGGGCUACGGGGGUUGGGGCUAUGGAGGCC
Messenger RNA from Ficedula albicollis (Collared flycatcher), 459 nucleotides. RefSeq names its product claw keratin-like. Gene Ontology annotation, cellular component: intermediate filament. Gene Ontology annotation, molecular function: structural constituent of cytoskeleton. The transcript has a single exon. The annotation marks the transcript as partial. Lineage: Eukaryota; Metazoa; Chordata; Aves; Passeriformes; Muscicapidae. The record is from RefSeq and is a predicted model, not a curated record.